Atta colombica is the source of this 1019-nucleotide messenger RNA. Its product is annotated as lymphokine-activated killer T-cell-originated protein kinase. The record is from RefSeq and is a predicted model, not a curated record. The transcript is spliced from 5 exons. Gene Ontology annotation, molecular function: ATP binding; protein serine/threonine kinase activity. The coding region runs from base 21 to 1019 and encodes 332 amino acids. Gene Ontology annotation, biological process: protein phosphorylation. NCBI's taxonomy places the organism in Eukaryota, Metazoa, Arthropoda, Insecta, Hymenoptera, Formicidae. Gene Ontology annotation, cellular component: cytoplasm.
UUUAUUCGUAAUUUUCGACUAUGGCUGAGUUUAGUACACCGCCGAGAAUGAGGAUAAUAAACAAAGCCGAAUUAAAUACUCCCAUAAAAAUACCAGCUUCACCUUUGCUGCAAAAAAUAGGCUAUGGCACCGGAGUUGCAGUGUACAUGUUUGAAAGAUCAUCUAAAGUAGGCUCUGAACUCUCCCCAUGGGCUGUAAAGAAAUGGCUGAAAGAAAAAAGCAACGAGAGAAAUAAUAAAAAUCUCCGAUUAGAAGCUGAUGUCCUCCGACAAUUGAAUCAUCCCAACAUCAUUGGUUUCAGAGCAUUCACUAAAGGAGAAGAUGGAAAGUCUUGCUUAGCUAUGGAAGUACUGGAUAUGUCACUUGGUGACAAAAUUGAGGAGAGACGGGAGAUCUUUGAGAACGAACCUUUCCCAGCCAAGAACAUUUUAAAAGUCGGUUUUGAAAUUGCAAAAGGUCUUGAGUAUCUACAUCACACUGCAUACAUAUUACAUGGAGAUAUAAAAAGUUGGAACAUUUUGGUGUCCAAUGAUUUCAACACAAUUAAAUUAUGUGACUUUGGAAAUUCAUUACCCUUGACAAAAUCUUUAGAAAUAGACACGUCCAAAGGUGAUUUUUCUUAUAUUGGGACAACAUGUUGGAAUCCUCCUGAGAUUAUAUCAGAAAAUGGACCAGUGACGAGUGCUGCUGACAUUUGGACAUAUGGUCUUGUCCUUUGGGAAAUGAUAGCUUUAUCGACACCUCACUGUGAAGAAGAUUUUAACGAAAAUGAAUCUUUUGAUAAUUGUACUACGUCUGAAGAUACGAGAAAUAAUCAGCUUGAUGAAUCUGAUAUUAGUAUAGAUGAAAAUAAAUAUGGUACACGUCCAGCUCUACCUGCUAUUGACUUCAGUGAAGAUUAUAAUAACAUAUUGGAAGUAUUUUUUAUAUGUACCACAAAUUACAAAUUGAGACCCAGUGCAAAAGCACUAGUAAACUACUAUAAAAAAUACGCAGAUAUUAAGAAAAAAAAAUUGUAA